AUGAGCAACAGAGUGCUGACUGCAGUUCAGUCACCUGACCUCUUCUGCCUCAGUGUGGACCACAAUGAAGAGCACUGGGUCGACCCACAGCUUCUGAACAAGCAUGCCUGUGAUCUCACACUCGACCCCAACACUGUGAAUGAAAACCUCGUCUUGUCUGAAUGUGACAGGAAAGUAAGCUACACUAAGGAAAAGCAGUCGUAUCCUGAUCAUCCAGAGAGAUUUGACCAAGUGAGUCAGGUGCUGUGUCGAGAGGCUCUGACUGGGCGCUGCUACUGGGAGGUGGACUGGGAAGCGUUUGUGAAUAUUGGUGUUACAUAUAAGAGCCUGCCGAGGAAGGGACACUGGGACACAGAAAUUGACUGUAGUGACAGAAGCUGGAGUUUCACCAUCACCUGUUCAAAGGGUUACUCCUUCCGACACGGGUUGAGGGAAACUUUUAUACCGGUCCCACACAUCGACGUCCGAGCAUUCCUGACCAGACGCAGGAGACUGGGACUGUUUCUGGACUGGCCAGCCGGCACUCUGUCCUUUUAUUCAGUUUCUGGUGACAAAAAAACUCUCAUUCAUACCUUCCACACCACGUUCACCGAGCCUCUCUACCCAGCAGUCAGUGUUCAUAGUGGAACUUUGACCCUGUGCAGGGUUGUGAAGCUGCAAAUGGAGACUGCUCGAUCAAGCUUCACACCUGAGAUGAGAAAAGAAAGAGCUGGCGUUUCAUACAGGUUCCUGUUUCCCGGUCCAGGGUUGUUCCAGUGUUCUUUGACUGGUCUGGUCUUUGAUGUGACUCGUGAGAGUGAGGUCACCUACAAGACUCUGAUCUGGGAUCCUCUGGUCCUCCAACCAGCGCACAAAGUGGCCGGAGGCCCGCUGUUCGAUGUCCAUAACGCACUGAGCAGUAUCAACGCUCACCAGGCUGCUGGCCCUGACGGCAUUCCUGGACAUGAGCCUCCAGCAUGUGCUGAGCAGCUUGCAGGAGUCUUCACAGACAUCUCUAACACGUCGCUUGCCCAGGCAGUAGUACCAGCGUGCUUCAAGACCACCUUCAUCGUGCCAGUGCCGAAACACUCAUCACCAGCAUGCCUGAACGACUUCAGGUGGGAGAGGACAGACACCCAUGUCCCCAUCUACAUAAAUGGCACAGCUGUUGAACGAGUCUCCGGCUUCAAGUUCUUGGGGACCCACAUCUCUGAGAAUCUGACCUGGUCAACUGACACCUCCAGCCUGGUCAAGAAGGCCCAUCAGUGCCUCUUUUUCUUGAGGACACUGACGAAGAACCACCUGUCUUAUGACAUACUGG
Molecule: messenger RNA, 1300 nt
Organism: Pundamilia nyererei
Lineage: Eukaryota; Metazoa; Chordata; Actinopteri; Cichliformes; Cichlidae
Exons: 6
Molecular function (GO): 2-oxoglutarate-dependent dioxygenase activity; methyltransferase activity; protein binding
Source: RefSeq, a predicted model, not a curated record